AGUCCUGUCAUUGAUCGGUCUGAGUCUAAUAGCUUUGGGGACAGGAGGUAUCAAACCCUGCGUGGCAGCUUUUGGUGGAGACCAGUUUGAAGAAAAACAUGCAGAAGAGCGAACCAGAUACUUCUCAGUAUUCUAUCUCUCCAUCAAUGCAGGGAGCUUGAUUUCUACAUUUAUCACACCCAUGCUGAGAGGAGAUGUGCAGUGUUUUGGAGAAGACUGCUAUGCGCUGGCUUUUGGAGUUCCAGGAUUGCUCAUGAUGACAGCACUUGUUGUAUUUGCAAUGGGAAGCAAAAUGUACAAAAAACCACCUCCUGAAGGAAACAUAUUGGCUCAAGUUUUCAGAUGUAUCGGGUUUGCUAUUUCCAAUCGUUUCAAGAAUCGUUCUGGAGACAUUCCAAAGCGACAGCACUGGCUAGACUGGGCAGCUGAGAAAUACCCGAAGCAACUCAUUAUGGAUGUGAAGUCACUGACCAGGGUUCUGUUCCUUUAUAUCCCAUUGCCCAUGUUCUGGGCUCUUUUGGAUCAGCAGGGAUCACGAUGGACUUUGCAAGCCACCAGGAUGAAUGGGAAUUUGGGAUUUUUUGUGCUUCAGCCAGACCAGAUGCAGGUACUAAAUCCCCUUCUGGUUCUUCUCUUCAUCCCAUUGUUUGACCUUGUCAUUUAUCGUCUGGUCUCCAAGUGUGGAAUUAACUUCUCAUCGCUUAGGAAAAUGGCUGUUGGUAUGAUCCUAGCAUGCCUUGCAUUUGCAGUUGCAGCAGUUGUGGAGAUAAAAAUAAAUGCAUUGGCCCCGCCCCAGCCGGGUACUCAAGAAAUUUUCCUGCAAGUCUUUAAUCUGGCAAAUGAUGAGGUGAAGGUGACAGUGCUGGGAAAUGAAAACAAUACCCUGUUGGUGGAGUCCAUCAAAUCCUUCCAAAAAACACUACACUAUUCCGAACUGCACCUGAAAACGAAAAGCCAGGAUUUCUACUUCCAUCUGAAAUAUCAUAAUCUGUCCGUCUACACGAAGCAUUCUGUGGAGGAAAAGAACUGGUACAGUCUGAUCAUUCAUGAGGAUGGGAAAAGUAUCUCCAGCAUGAUGGUAAAGGACGUCGAAAGCAAAACAACCAAUGGGAUGACAGCCAUGAGGUUUGUUAAUACUUUGCAUAAAGAUGUCAACAUCUCCCUGGGUACAGAUAUCUCCCUCAAUGUUGGCGAAGACUAUGGUGUGUCUGCUUACAGAACUGUGCAAAGAGGAGAAUAUCCUGCUGUGCGUUGUAGAACAGAAGAUGGGGACUUUUCUCUGAAUUUGGGUCUACUAGACUUUGGAGCAGUAUAUCUGUUUGUUAUUAUCAAUAACACCGAUCAUGGUCUUCAGGCCUGGAAGAUGGAAGAUAUUUCAGCAAACAAAAUAUCCAUUGCAUGGCAGCUACCACAGUAUGCCCUGGUUACAGCUGGGGAGGUCAUGUUCUCUGUCACAGGACUUGAGUUUUCUUAUUCUCAGGCUCCCUCUAGCAUGAAAUCUGUACUCCAGGCAGCUUGGUUGUUGACAGUUGCAGUUGGGAAUAUCAUCGUGCUUGUUGUGGCGCAGUUCAGUAGCCUGGUACAGUGGGCUGAGUUCGUUUUGUUUUCCUGCCUCCUGCUGGUGGUCUGCCUGAUCUUCUCCAUCAUGGGCUACUACUAUGUGCCUGUAAAGCCAGAUGAUUUGAAGGGUCCAGCAUACAAGCAGACUCCUCACAUCCAAGGGAACACAAUCAACCUGGAGACCAGGAAGACGAGGCUCUGAUGAUUCCCUGGACUCUUAUCCCCAAUCCCUGACUUCGGUAUAAGCCGUCACCUUCAUGCAUUUUUUUUUCUUCUACUGGGUUAGGCAAAAGAGAGAUAGAUAGCAUUAUUUCUACGCUUUCUUCACCUUUCUUUCCUGAUAGAGGCCGUUUUAGAAAUGGGUUUUCCAGUACAUCAUUAAACAAAGCCCCCGAGAUUCCAUGUCUUCCUGUCUAUCAGUAAACUCAAUAAAUCUUGUGCAGUGUUGCUGAAGUUGGCCUGGAGUUUCCAAAUGGCCAUGAAAACACAAAUGUAUCAUUGAGAUCAAUCUCUGUGGGUAUGUAAAGUUAUGUGGUAGUUCCUAUACAGGUACUUACCAUUUAGAACUGAUCAUUCUACUUCCUGAGGUGCUGAUUUAUUAGCAAAGUUACAGAAUAACAAAGAAAUAGUAUUUUAAGGUUGUUGUUGUUGUUGUUUUUUAAUAUAAGCUAUUCACAAGGACCUGAAGGAUGGGUAUGUAUGGUAUGAUCUGAUUCAACCAGGGACUGACUUGUCAGCUAUCCAGAUGCGAAAAGACCUUAGUAAAUUUUUCAAUAUAGAUGGUAGGAGAGUGAAUGCCAUUUUAUUAACAUGCAGGAGAAG
Molecule: messenger RNA, 2382 nt
Organism: Carlito syrichta (Philippine tarsier)
Lineage: Eukaryota; Metazoa; Chordata; Mammalia; Primates; Tarsiidae
Product: solute carrier family 15 member 2
Exons: 18
Biological process (GO): transmembrane transport; oligopeptide transport
Cellular component (GO): membrane
Molecular function (GO): dipeptide transmembrane transporter activity
Source: RefSeq, a predicted model, not a curated record